AUCCCACCGUGCCGCCUUCCCAAGCGCCUCCUCCAAGGCCCUGAGCAUGGACGGGGACGAUGAGAACUUGUCUCUGCUAACCUCACUGCUUAAGGAGAACCAGGGGGCUAUGAAUGGUUACCCCAAUGGAGGUGACCUCUGGGCCCAGGCCGAGGGCGGCCCAGAUGCCUUUGAUGAGCUCUUUGAUGCCGAUGGGAGUGGAGAGUCCUACACGGAGGAAGUAGAGGAUGAGACCACCAAAGAGCAGAAGGAAAACGUGGCUUACCUGUUUGGGGACUUAACAGAUGAAGAAGAAGCUGCUCCACCAACUGCAGACGGAGCUCUGGACCUAAGGAAAACCAACCAGGAGUUGCAAGAUGAACUAAGGACGUUGCAAAAGCAAAUGACGUGCUUACAAGAGAAACUUAGAGUAGCCAUGAUCACAAAACCUGCACAUCAAACUCCAUUCCCAGGAGACCGAGCUCCACGGCCCCCACUCAAGGAGAAAAGAGUGCAGAGAAUCCAGGAGUCCGCCUGCUUUUCUGCAGAGCUUGAUAUUCCAGCUCUUCCCAAGGCCAAACGGGUGGCUCCGUCCCCCAAGAUGGUCCUCAAAACUCCUGCAGGUCCUGGAAGCUCAUCCUCAAGGGUGGCGGCUGUACCUGCCCAAAGCACUCCCGGGAACAAGCCUGACAGAGGGCGUAGAGAUCAGUGGACAGAGUCCCCCAAGGCUUCUGGGGAGGCAACCGAGCAGGUCUCCUUGGAAACCUACUCAGGCCUGCGUCUCCGGCGGCCUCGCGUGUCCUCCAUGGAGAUGAGCAGGAAAAUGGCGGGCCGGAAACUGAUUCGACUGUCCCAACUCCAAGAAAAGGUGGCCAGUGAGAAGCUGGAGGAGAUAGACUGGGUGACCUUUGGGGUGAUCCUGAACAAGAUCACCCCCCAGAGCUGCAACAGUGGGAAGACCUUCAGCAUCUGGUACCUCACUGACCUCCAUGACCUGACUCGACGUGUGUCACUCUUCCUGUUUGGGGAAACCCACAAGCAGCUCUGGAAGACGGCGCAGGGCAGCGUUGUGGGGCUGCUCAAUGCCAACCCCAUGAAGGCUCGGCACAAUUCGGAGGAGGUGUGCCUGAGCAUCGACCACGCUCAGAAGGUCUUGAUCAUGGGGGAAGCCCUGGACCUGGGGAAGUGCCGAGCAAGGAAGAGGAAUGGGGAACCCUGCACCCAGAUUGUCAACCUGAGGGACUGCGAUUACUGCCCGUACCACAUCCAGGCCCAGUACAAGCGGCUCAGCGCCAAGCGUUCGGACCUGCAGUCGAGCUUCUCGGGAGGGCGCGUCCCCAAGAAGUUCAUCCGAGGUGGUGCCAGCCUGAAGGCGAGACUGUGCCAGGAUGGCUUCUACUACGGGGGUGUGUCUUCCGCUUCCUAUGCCGCUGCCCUAGUCCCUAAGAAGCAGGUCCAGACCACUCUGACCAACCUGGUGGUGAAAGGCUCAGACGUGCUCCUCCAGGAGACACGGAAGAAACUCGAAGCAUCAAAAGGCUUGUGCUCAGAUGAGUUCAGGGAGCUGAUGGAUUUGCCGACGUUUGGUGCCCGGAACCUAAAGCAGCAUCUGGCAAACGCCACGUCAGGGGCCCCGGGGAGCUCGAGGCCAGCAAUCCAGUCCAUCUCAGCGUCGGCCCUCUUGAAGCAGCAGAAGCAGCACAUGCUGGAGAUGAAGAGGAAAAGGACAGAAGAGAUGAGAAAACGCUCUCUCCAGAGCUCCGGAGAAUUUGAGAGCCCGGCAGUUCCACCCCCUUCUGGGUUCAAGUCCCUGCUGCAAGGAGCUUCCAGGCCACAGCUGGGCAGAGGCCUCUUGGUGGGAGCCGAUGUUCUCCUGGACAAUAAUUCGCCACCACCUAAACUGAAGUUGGGCGCCUUAGCAGAAGCCAAAAAGUUAGCUGCUAUUACCAAAUUAAGAGCCAAGGGCCAGAUUCUCACAAAAACCAACCCUAACACUAUUAAGAAGCCACCAAUGGACCCGAAGGCUGUUCUUCAAGUGAAGGACCGUGUGGAAAAGAACAUCGUUGCGGGGGCUGCUCCAGCUGAGGAGGACUUGGAGCCUGCCAGGAAAAAAAGGAAAGAACAGCUGGCCUACCUGGAGUCUGAAGAGUUCCAGAAAAUUCUGAAAGCCAAAUCACGGCACACGGGCGUCGUGAAAGAGGCUGAGGCUGAGCUGCAGGAGAGAUACUUUGAGCCACUGGUGAAAAAGGAGCAGCUGGAAGAUAAGAUGCGAAGCAUCCGUGAGCUAAAAGUCCGCGUGGUGACAUGCCGCACAUGUACCUACACCCACUUCCAGCCUCGGGACAGCUGCAUCCGUGAGCGCCACGACUUGCACUGGCAUGAGGCUGUCAAGAGGUUCUUCAAGUGUCCCUGUGGGAACAGGGCCAUCUCGCUGGACAGGCUCCCCCCAAAACUCUGCAGGAAAUGUGGCCUUUUCAAGUGGGAACGGGAUGGGAUGCUGAAGGAAAAGACGGGCCCGAAGAUUGGGGGAGAGACCCUGCUACCACGGGGAGAAGAGCAUGCCAAGUUUCUCAACAGCCUCAAGUAACCCUGCGGGGACC
Messenger RNA from Suncus etruscus (white-toothed pygmy shrew), 2579 nucleotides. RefSeq names its product minichromosome maintenance 10 replication initiation factor (gene MCM10). The coding region runs from base 47 to 2566 and encodes 839 amino acids. NCBI's taxonomy places the organism in Eukaryota, Metazoa, Chordata, Mammalia, Eulipotyphla, Soricidae. Gene Ontology annotation, biological process: DNA replication initiation; DNA replication. The record is from RefSeq and is a predicted model, not a curated record. Gene Ontology annotation, molecular function: DNA replication origin binding; single-stranded DNA binding. Gene Ontology annotation, cellular component: nucleus; replication fork protection complex. The transcript is spliced from 19 exons.